Molecule: messenger RNA, 1905 nt
Organism: Pistacia vera
Lineage: Eukaryota; Viridiplantae; Streptophyta; Magnoliopsida; Sapindales; Anacardiaceae
Product: amino acid permease 3-like
Exons: 7
Coding region: 149-1615 (488 amino acids)
Cellular component (GO): plasma membrane
Source: RefSeq, a predicted model, not a curated record
AGCUCGAUCCAAGAUAUGCACACAAGUAGAUUUACUUCAAUUCCCUUCUUCAUUUAGAGGAGUUGUUGUUAUUGUACCCUCUUUUCUAGAAAGGAGAGUUUCUGAAAGCUCCAGAGAGCUAGCCAUUCUGCACGUAGAAGGGGUGACCAUGAAGAUGGGUGAGAACACUGGCAACAAGAACCACCUUCAUCAGAACCAAGUUUUUGAUCUUUCCCUUGACGUGCAUGCUCAAGGCGGCUCCAAGUGCUUCGAUGAUGAUGGCCGCCUCAAGCGAACUGGUAAUGUUUGGACCGCAAGUGCUCACAUAAUAACAGCUGUCAUAGGGUCGGGAGUUCUGUCCCUGGCUUGGGCCACAGCUCAGCUGGGAUGGAUUGCGGGGCCAACUGUCAUGUUCUUGUUCUCUUUUGUCACUUAUUACACUUCUACUCUUCUGGCUGCUUGUUACCGUUCAGUGGAUCCUAUCAAUGGAAAGAGAAACUAUACUUACAUGGACGCUGUUCGAUCCAACCUUGGUGGGUUUAAAUUUAAGAUAUGUGGGCUUGUUCAAUACCUGAAUCUUUUUGGUGUUGCCAUUGGCUACACAAUUGCCUCAUCUAUAAGCAUGAUGGCUAUCGAGAGGUCAAACUGUUUCCACAGUAGCGGUGGCAAGAAUCUAUGCCAUAUGAAUAGCAAUCCAUAUAUGAUUGGUUUUGGCGUGGCACAAAUUAUUUUCUCUCAAAUUCCUGACUUUGAUCAGUUAUGGUGGCUCUCCAUUGUUGCUGCAGUCAUGUCCUUCACUUACUCAACAAUUGGUCUCGGUCUUGGCAUUGGUAAAGUUGCAGAAAGUGGAACUUUAAAGGGAAGUUUAACUGGUAUAAGCAUUGGAACUGUUACUGAAACCCAAAAGAUAUGGAGGAGCUUCCAAGCACUCGGAGACAUAGCUUUUGCUUAUUCUUACUCCAUCAUCCUCAUUGAAAUUCAGGACACAGUAAAAUCCCCACCAUCAGAAACAACGACAAUGAAAAAGGCAUCACUAGUAAGUGUUGGAGUAACAACUCUAUUCUACAUGCUGUGUGGCUGCUUUGGCUAUGCUGCCUUUGGAGACUUAUCACCUGGAAAUCUCCUCACUGGUUUCGGUUUCUAUAACCCUUACUGGCUGCUUGACAUAGCCAAUGCAGCCAUUGUUAUCCACCUUGUUGGUGCAUACCAAGUUUACUGCCAGCCCCUCUUUGCAUUCAUCGAGAAACAAGCUGCUGCAAGAUUCCCAGACAGUGAAUUUAUCACCAAGGAAAUUAAAAUCCCAAUCCCAGGAUUUAGAUCCUUCAGUCUCAAUCUCUUCCGUUUGGUCUGGAGGACAAUUUUCGUGAUCCUAACCACUGUGAUUUCGAUGCUUCUUCCAUUCUUUAACGACGUAGUUGGUCUCCUUGGAGCUCUAGGAUUUUGGCCACUCACAGUCUACUUCCCUGUUGAGAUGUACAUAGCACAAAAGAAGAUACCAAAGUGGAGCACCAAAUGGCUUUGCCUGCAAAUCCUAAGUUUUGCUUGCCUUGUUAUCACUAUAGCUGCCGCUGCCGGGUCUAUUGCAGGAGUUGUUCUUGACCUUAAGUCUUAUAAGCCCUUCUCGACCAGCUACUAAUUCAGUUGAAUCGAAAUGGUAGUCGCCAUUCAUCAACAUUUUCCAAGACAAGGAAGAAUUUGAUUAGGAUUUUCAGUUCUUGUUCAUGUUCAUAUCACCUAAACAGUCGUGUCACUUUGUAUUGCUCUUGGUUUGUUGUUGUUUCUUUUUCAUCUUUAAUCAAACGAAGCAGGACCAACGUAUCCAUGGACGUAAUAAUUCCUGCGUCCCCAUUUAAGCUAUGUGUAACUGUGUCUAUUUUCCAAAUGCAAAAAUACAAAAAGUUAAUCCAAUUAAUUCUAGUUUGUCUC